Molecule: messenger RNA, 1102 nt
Organism: Aedes aegypti (yellow fever mosquito)
Lineage: Eukaryota; Metazoa; Arthropoda; Insecta; Diptera; Culicidae
Exons: 2
Coding region: 225-980 (251 amino acids)
Source: RefSeq, a predicted model, not a curated record
UUCCGUUUGCUGUCGCCCAUAGAGAUUAGCCACCACUCACCACGAUGGCUCAGAAUCGAUCCAGAGCAGGAUUUAACUCAGCCAUUUCUACCGAGCACAAAACUUCGUGCAUUCUCAGUUUGGAUCGGACAGCGAUUCACGCAAGACGUGUUCAACUCUAAUCUGCUUCGGCAUCAAAAACAAAAAUCCCCGCGAGUCUACGCGAAACACCUUAGUUCGAAAUCAUGUGUCGAGUAGUGAUUUCCAAUUGUAUAAUUUGGCUUCCACUAUUGGUAUUGCUGAGUGCAUUCACCGACUCCGUACCGGCACCACCGGUAUCUCCGUGUCCUAGCCUAUUUAGCUACCAGUACGAUACCAACCAAUCCGAGUAUUACGGACUGUUGAACCUGCAAUCUCAACCAGUGAAGAACACGGUAGAAGUGGAAGUAUCUUUCUCGAUCGCCGGCGAGUUACCAUCGAGUUACGUUGGUUCCAUCGAAGCUAUUGGCGAUAACCGGCAGUUGUUGGACCAGAUUUCCAAGGGACGCGGUGUCAGCUACCGGGUGAACCUUCCGAUUCAGGAUCCCCUACCUCGGCUCACCAAGCUGAGCCUCAACGGUAAAGUGCUGUGCACGGGACAAUCGGAAAAGGGUGGAUUCGUAACCGAAACCAGUCUACGACACUUCUUCCGCACGGAUUCCAAUUGGCAACAGUACAAUCAACACAAAAACGCUGGCAACACCCACAGCAACAAUCUGCAUAACGAUCACAGGGCGGUCGUCAGUCCCACUCGAAAGAUACCGGACGACUUCAAGUUGGUAUCGGAACGCGAACAGAACCACACCGUGGAGGAAACGGAACAUGCGGUGAGUCCCACCGGAAACAGCACAACGUACAAGUACAUAACAAAGGUGGCUACCUACAAGGAGUACGUAUCCGCGCCGAUGGUUCAAAAGACGUCGCAUUAUUACGUUAACUCGACGACCCGGGAGCAGGUGUGAGGGGUUCGGUGAUUGUUCUCCUCCAAAUAUCUACAAUAAAGUUACUUCCUAAGUGUGCAUUACCUUACGAUCUAUGUUAAUUAUGUUCAGAAAAUUGAAAUUAAAUGCUUGAAUAAUUGAAA